Seminavis robusta is the source of this 7503-nucleotide messenger RNA. The record is from the annotation of a GenBank genome assembly. Lineage: Eukaryota; Bacillariophyta; Bacillariophyceae; Naviculales; Naviculaceae.
AUGCCGCGAGUUCAUGAGUCCGCCAAAUUGCAUUUGACCCUUCGGGGUGUGGGCCUGACCAACGUCAACAAAGGGUGGUUUGGAACCUCCAGCCCUGCAUUUAAAAUCAGUGCCAUGGCCAUUGGAGCGUCGGAGCUCUGGGCAGCAGUGGAGACUUCCGAGCGCAUCGAUCAAAACCUCGAUCCAGAAUGGCCUGCCAUUACGGUGGGCUGCGAGGAACUCUGUGGCGGCGACACGGACCGACCCAUCCAAAUUGUUGUCUUUGAUCAGGAUUCCAAAGGAAAUGAUAUUGGCUCCAUGGGGGCAUUUGAAACUUCUGUCAGUGCGCUUCUGAGGAAGAAAGUCGAUGACCUCAACAAUGUGGAUGUCUCCAAACUAUUCACGUUGGAGGAACCGGGGAAAGGGGCUGUGGGAAAGGUCGUCGUCAUGGAUGCCAAGAUUGAGGAACCACCCAAAGAAACGUUGAAGCGUGGUGUAGCCAGCAUCAAGAUGAUGACAAAGUUUAAGAAUCUGACAGAAUUGCCGCCCACUCCUCCCGAUGACGACAAAGAACUAGACAAGGGCCCUCGGCUAGAGUUCAAACUGAGAGGCAUCAAUAUAGAGCCAAUCUCAAAGGGGAUGUUGCGGGGGAGUGGUGCCAAUCCAAUGUACAAAUUGCUGGCAUUCAAAAUGGGGAGUGCAGAUCCCUUUGAGGUGGUAUUCGAGUCGGAAACAAUUGACAACGACCUUAAUCCCAAGUGGUUGCAAUCAUCAGUCAGUAUGGAAGAGCUCUGUGGUGGAAAUAAGGACUUACCAAUCAUGGUUUCUGUAUACGACAAGGAACCAACCAAAGAAACUCUUAUUGGAACUUGUGAGACCACGGUCUCCGAUUUAGUCCGCAAAAAAGUGGGUGAGACCGACAGUGUCGAUGCUUCCAUGAUAUUCAAACUCAAAGAUGGUGGACAAGACAAGGGAAUGCUCGUGGUAGUCGAAGCACAAGUCUUAGACGCAGGUGGAAACCCGGCUCUCUCUCCGGUGCCUCCUCGAAGCGGUGCCAAGAAAGUCGAAGCACCACCAAAAGACGAUGGGAAAAGCAGGGACAAAUCACCUCCCAAAGAUGACAGGAAAAGUAGUAGCCGCAAAGACGAAUCACCUCCGAAAGAUGACAAGAAAAGCAGCCGCAAGGACGAAUCACCGCCAAGAGAUAGGAAAAGCAGCAGCAAGGACGAAUCACCGCCCAAAGACGACAGGAGAGGCAAGUCUGGCAAAAACUCGUCUUCCAAAUCACUGAACGAAAACUCGCUGCUCCACCUAUCUCUGGAAGGAGUGGACCUGGCCAAUGUGGAGGGUUGGUUUGGGACCUCGGAUCCCUUCUUCCAGAUUGAAGCCUUGAUGAAGGGUUUUGAUGGGACUACGCUGUGGCAAAACAUUGCUCGAUCUGAACACAUUGAAGAAAAUCUAAACCCCAAAUGGGAACCAGUGGCCGUCAACAUUGACCUACUCUGUCAGCUCGACUUGGACAAGCCUAUUCGAAUCAAAUUCUUUGACUGGGAAGAAUCAGGUCGUCACAACCCCAUGGGGCACUUUGAAACGACCGUGAAUAAAUUGUUAGGCGCAAUAGCCGACGAAAAGGGUAGUUCUUGGGACCUUUCCAAGGCAUUCAUACCCAAGGACGAGGAAGGAGAAGAAUAUGGCAAUAUUGUGGUGGCAGAUGCCUACAUUGAGACUCCUGAGGUGAAGUCCUCCAGAGGAAAGAAGAGCCAACAACAAUCCGUCUCGGUGGAUGAGAGCUCUGUCCUGUCUUUAACGCUCGAAGGUGUUGACAUGGCCAAUGUGGAAGGCUGGUUUGGAAUGAGCGACCCAAUGUACCAAAUUGAGACCCCAAUGAAAGGGCCUGAUGGUAACGUCAUAUGGCAGAUGGUUCAUCGCUCCGAGUAUAUUGAAGACAGCUUAAAUCCACGAUGGGACCCUGCAGAUAUUAGUGUCAAUCUCCUCUGCCAGCUUGACCUCGACAAACCAAUUCGUUUCUGCCUAUACGACUGGGAAGAGUCAGGUGUACACGUGACAAUGGGUCACUUUGAGACAUCUGUAAAUCGUCUCCUUCGUUCCAAAUCCGAGAAACGAGACGGUAAGUGGGACUUGUCAAAGGCCUUCAUCACAAAGGCAGAUGAUGGUGAAGAGUUUGGCAAGAUUGUGGUUGUGGAUGUAAGCGUCAAAGGCAGUUCUGGCAAGCGGUCAAAGUCAAAAGACAAAGGCAAACAAGAUUCACCACCAGAGGUGAAGGUGGACGACAAGAGCGCCCUUGUUCUGACAUUGGAGGGCGUGGACAUGGCAAAUGUUGAGGGGUGGUUUGGAACAUCGGACCCGAUGUUUGCAGUUGAGAUACCUGUCAAUUCGAUUGACGGGACGACCAAGUGGCACAAAUUCUAUGAGUCUGAGCAUGUCCCUGAGAACUUGAAUCCUCAGUGGGAACCUGCCAUGCUUGCAAUGGCACCCCUUUGCCAGUGUGACUUGGACAAGCCAAUACGAAUCUCCUUCAUGGACUGGGAAGAAGACGAGUGUCAUAACCCCAUGGGUUACUUUGUGACCUCUGUGAAUCGCUUGCUGUACUCCAAGGCAGAGAAGAAUAAGGAUGGAGAAUGGGACACAUCAAAGGCAUUGAUAACCCGAUCAGACGAUGGGCAGGAGUUCGGAAAAAUCAUAGUUGUGGAUUGCAAGAUAGACCCAAAUGGUUACGAGGCAGCAAUGGCUGCCAUGUUGAAACCAAAAAAAGCAGCGAAAAAGACUAGAGAGAAGAGCCCCGUUCGAAGCCCCAAAAAGGAACCGAAGAGCCCAGUUCGAAGCCCAAAAAAGGAACCGAAAAGCCCGACGAAAGCAACGAAAGAGGUCGAACCACCCUUUGCCAGAAAAGAGAAAAGGCCUUUUGUCGAUGACAAGGGCGCAACACUGUUUCUAACGCUCGAGGGUGUUGCCUUGGCCAAUGUAGAGGGAUGGUUUGGCUGCAGUGACCCCAUGUACACGUUUGCUACCAAGGUUGAAGGAUCAUCGGAGUGGGAAACGGUGUUCACUUCGGAGCAUCUCGACGACACCCUUGACCCCAAAUGGGAACAAGCUUCCGUCAACGUGUCACGGUUAUGCGGCGGUGACCUCGACAUGCCCAUCCAACUGGGGGUCUGUGAUUGGGAGGAAUCUGGUGAACACAACCCCAUGGGGUCCGUCAUUGUUACAGUGCAAGCGCUGCUUGAUGCUGCACGUGAUGGUGACAAGUUCACGGUGGUUGAAGCUGGCCAGGACUUUGGAACGAUUUUGAUUCGCGGCGCUCGGAACGCUCCAACAGCCGUUCUAGCCAUUCGCGGCGCUCGGACAGUUACCGGUCCAAAGGCAGCAGGAGUUUCUCAGAUUCCCAGAGCCGAUUCUCUGACGAAAGGUCAAGGCGUUCAUACGACAGCCGUGGUUCUGGCUCAAGGCGGUCAUACGACAGCCGUGGUUCUGGUUCAAGGCGUUCAAACGACAGCCGAGGGUCCGGCUCUAAGCGCUCAUACGAUAGCCGUGGGUCCGGCUCUAAGCGUUCAUACGGUAGCCGUGGGUCCGGCUCUAAGCGUUCAUACGGCAGUGAUUCAAGGCGUUCAUUUGAUGACCGGUCAAGGGGUUCUCGGUCGGACUCGCCACGUUCAUAUGACAGCGCCUCAAAGCGAUCAUUCGACGACAGUGCCUCUAGGCGUUCAGACGACAAGUCGAGAGGCUCAAGGUCAAUUGAUGACGACUUGUCCAAGCGUAGCGGCUCGCGCAGGAGUGACUCCAGAAGGAGUGACAGUUUCCGGUCAAGGGACAGCCCCUCCAAGAGGAGAUCUUCUCUUUCUGAUGCUUCGACACUUUCUGACUUUAAUGGCUCCAAGAAGUCACUGGAGGGCGAUGGAAGUCAGAGAUCCUACGACAGCAAACGUUCAAACUUGUCCGGUUCUCGCAGGUCCCAUGAUAGCCGAGAAAGGAAGUCUCCAGACUCUCGAGGGUCGCGGGACUCUCGGUCUUUCGGGUCGAGGUCCCGUUCUCCAUCUCCAUCUAAGGGGGGCUCCAUUGGGAGCCAAAGGUCCAACCGCUCCCCUCGUUCCCUUGACGACAGCCGCCGCUCUCGCUCUCCACGUUCCUUUGACGACAGCCGCCGUUCGCGCUCCCUUUCGAGGUCCAGGUCAAGAUCUAGGUCAAGGUCCCGUUCCCGGUCACGCUCCAAUGACAGCAGGAGCAGAAGGUCUUACGGCUCUCGCUCAUUCGACAGCCGAGGCUCACGCUCGAGGUCCAGAUCAAGAUCAAGAUCCAGUAGGUCAAGGCCACGUUCGCUUGACAGUCGGAGUAGAGGAUCGUACAGUAGUCGCUCCCGCCGCUCAUUUGACAGCCGGGGUAGCCGGCGAUCCCGCUCCCUUUCUCGGUCUCGGUCGUCAAGGUACAGCCGACGCUCAUCAAGGUCAGGCUCCAGGUCGAGAUCUUAUAGUUCAAGGAGGUCAGACUACAGCAGGCGUUCGCGGAGCGGGUCGCGGAGCAGGUCGCGUUCCCGGAGUCGUCGCUCUGAUGGAAGUGAUGGCGGCCUCAAGUUGGGCGCCUGGGAAAGUUUGCAGAAUCAAGCAGAAACCGAGGAAGAGCCCCACAGCGCAGCCCUGGACACCGGUGUACACAUCUGAAGCAAUAGAAGGAGAACUUGAGCCCAGUUGGAAACCGGCUUCUAUGGGCGUGGACCUACUUUGCGAUGGUAAUUUGGACAAACGAAUUCUGGUUUCUGUGCUUGAUCAGAAUGACAAGAAAGCUGGGCAUGCCCCAAUGGGAUCCUUCGAGACUACUGUGAACAAACUUAUUGAAGCCAAAGUUGGAGGCUUUGGCAGCGGGGACAACUUUGAUGAUGCCAACAGCAUCCCGUUAAUGGAGGGCAACAAGGAAGUGGGAAGGAUUGUUGUUUUGGGUGCUCAUGCGGAUGCCCCGAAAGUAAAACCCAUUGUGCUGGAUGAAGCAAAACCAAGGGAGUCAAGCGGGAGGCGAUACAGCAAUUCAUCUCGUGGCUCGAGACGUUCUUACAGUUCGAGGCGCUCAAAGAGUUCCAGGUCAUGGAGCUCCUAUGGUAGUAGGAGCAGAAGCCGAAGCAGAAGCCGAAGCUCUAGGGGCUCAUCCAGGAGGAGCUAUUCUUCAGGGAGCAGGUUUUCGGAUGCAAGUUCCAGGAGGAAAAAGAAAUCGGACGAUGAAUCGGGGUCAAGUGUAGUCUCAGAUUCUGAAUCCGAAGCAGAUGCUGCUGCACAGGAUACCAGUGGCUUCCACGAGGACGCUGCACUUCACCUGUCGCUAUGUGGUACAGAGCUGGCCAACGUUGAAGGUUUCUUUGGCAUGUCCGACCCAUUUGUGGAAAUUGCUUCGUACACUGGACUGCCUCCACCUAGCAUGUGGCAGCCAAUCUUUCAAUCUGAGCACAUUGAAAACAACUUGAAUCCAAGAUGGAAGCCACUGGAAAUGAAUCUUGAAAUGCUGUGCAAGCGUGACCUUGAUCAGCCCAUCCAGGUCAAGAUCUUAGACUGGGAGGAGAAUGGCAAACACCAGCCCAUGGGUUCAUUUCAAACAACAGUGAAUGGCCUGAUGGAGGCUAAAGUGUACUUUGAUGAUGAUGAUCAAAUCGACACAUCCAAGGCCUUUACAGUCAUGCAAAAUGGAGAAGUCUAUGGAAAAAUUGUCGUUUCAGGUGCAAGGAUCGAAAACCCAGAGCCAGUCGUUGCUCCAACAGCACCCAAUGCAGCCGGAGACGACGAGAAGAAAAAGGGAUCGAGUAAGAAAAAGAAAGGAAAACAGAAGCGACAACACCAAAUAAAGUUCAACACCCAUGGUGAUGAACUCAGCAUUGGGACCAUUGAAUCGAGUGACGAGGCCAAAGUCCAGCAAAUGCUGGAAGAGCCUAAAACAAAUGUCUUCGGGGAGGAAAAUAAUGAGGACGAUGGCAAGAGUAGGCCUUGGAAGAGCGCACUGCCCCAAACCAUUGGCCUGGAUGCAUUCACAAAUGAGAUUGGCGACUUCCAGCUAGGCGAAGAUGGCGAGAACGAUGAUGACAGCAAGGAAGGGUCCCUGACCGAUAUUGCAGCCCUUUUGGCAAAGGCCGAGGAGGUGGAGAUUAGCGACAGUGAAGAUAGCGACGAAGACGAGGAGAGCGAGGGCGAUGAUGACGGAGAUGACAGCGACAACGAGUCUGACGAUGAAGAUGGCACCGACAAGGAAGACGAGGAGGAAGCCAUGCUGGAAAUGAUGUCGUCCAUGCAACAGAGCCUCUCCCACAUGGCGGAGACCCCCAGCAACGCCACUGCAAACAUGGAAGUCGACCUUGAGAAAUUUGACGAUAUGUACGACCAAGUUGUCGUGGACCCCAAGGUGGUGUCAGAGUUUGAACGCAAGCUCGAAGAACGGGCAAGGAGGCGGAACAAGACGGAAGACGAAAACUUGGACCCUGAUCUGCUCCGAGACACACCCAGACUCAUCCUCUUUGAGUCCGAAAAGGACAGCAAAAAGAAAAAACGUGGCAGGAAGAAGAAAAAUGGCGGGUCCAAGUUCUCCAAGGAAUUCAUCGACGCCAUGCGCGAAGUCUUUGGUGAUAGUGACGAUGAGAGCGAAGAAAGCGACGAUGAAGAUCAAGGCGAAGAGAAGAAGGAGGACGAAGAAGCCAUGCUUCGCAACGCGGGAGUCUUGAAUAAGAGAGCCAGCGAAAGCUCACUCUUCUUGGGCGCCAGGAAGAAACCAAAGAGAAAGAAACCAAAGAUUGACCCCGCAGAAGUGUUUGCCGAAGAAAUGAGGCGACAGGAAGGCGUGAAAAUACUGUCCACCAGCGGGUUGAAGCAAGAGAUGGCGGACAUGAAGAAGGGUCUGACCCGAAAGAUGAUGGAGAGAGAAUUGGAGAACUUGCGAAAGGGCACGGCAAAGAAAUAUAGCCCGUUUGACAACAACGACAAGAACAAAGCCAACCAAAAGCCAGGCCUCUUUGAUGAUUACAAUGCUGGUGGCAAGCCUUAUGCUCAAGGCGGUGCGGCGACGGCGGCAGCAGAGAAAAAGCCAAAGGCGAAAGCAGGCAACACAGGCCUCGCUGGCCACUUUUCGAAUUCGAAGAACGAUGAUCUUGCCGACAACAGGCUUGAUGACCUGGCAACUGUUGCGCUGGGUGCUGGAGGCAACGAGGCGCUGCCUCCUCUCCCUGGCCUUCCCUCGUUGAAUGCACUGCCGGCGAAGGUGCAGCAAGCUGGUAACAAGGCAAAGAACACGCUGGGCGCCAUCUCUGAGACCGCAGCAGGGCCGCUGCGUGCGGCCGGAGAGCAGACAUUUUUUUCCAAUCAGCAAGCUUGGGACGAUGAUGAAUCGCAAGCCAACGUCGGCCUCACCAACAAUAGUAAACCUGACGCUGGAAAGGCGGCAAUUCCUAAAGGGCAGAGCACUCGCAAGUUCAAGGCGCCCCAAUUCAACUUUGGGAAACGAAAGGGUUCCGGAGUGCAGCUUGAUGACGACGAAGAUUAUUAG